CACUCACUAGCGAGCACGAGAGAGAGAGAGAAAAAGGCUUUAAAGAAAGCGAGCUCGCAGCAGAUCGACCGGGAGAGAUCACAAGCUGAGAGCUCUGAGCUCACCUCACCCAAGCUCCAAAUCCUUCCUCUCCUCUCGCCGACACGCACGCCCACCCAGCUUCAUCGGAUCCGGCACGCGGCGACAAUGGCGGCGACGACGACGAUCCCCGCGCGGCCGCUGCUGGCCGCCGUGCUGGCGGCGCUCCUCCUCUCCGCCGCCUCGGCCGCCGACAGCAAAAAUAACCCUGCCGACCAGCUUGUGGCAUUGAUCAACAGCAACCGCACUGCCAGCAAGGCAUCUACUCUUGAUGAUAACCAAGGCCUAGGAUGCAUUGCUCUGCAGUACAUUAAAGCAUACGAGGGUCAGUGCAACCAAGUCGGUGAAAGCAAGAAGCCUCCGGAGACCAGCUUCGCUGAAACAUUUGCCCCAAAUUGUGGCGUCCAAGCUGCAACACUCACCAAGAUCACCGGGAGGCUUCUGGCUUGCCAGUCUAACUAUGCGACCCCAGACCAGGCGUUCAACUUCCUGGUUAAUGAUGCGAAGAGCAUUCAGGUACUGCACAGCAAGAACCACACGGAGGUGGGAGCAGCUGUCAGUGGCACUUCUGGCGGCGGGCCGUACUUCUGGUGUGUCUUGUUCAGCAGCGGGAAGCCAACCACCAGCUUCAAGGUAGAUGGUGGAGUGCCCAAGUCUGUCCGUCCAGGAUGCUUCAGUGGCAACAACGACGAUUGCAUGGGUGCCAAUGCUGCAGUUUCGAUCGGUGCAGGUACAUGGAGACUGGUGGCUGCACUACUUUUCUCCGCGGCUUGUGUUUUCGCUUUGUGAGUUUGAGUAGAAAUGUGUUGUUGCACCAUUCUUUUGCUCGUCUUGGACCUGGUUUGGAAUUUUGCUUCUGAAAACCAGUAGAACACUCUUGUUGCUGCCGCACUGUUCUUUUCCUUUCUUAGCAGCUGAACUCUGUCAGGAUUAAAGAGCAUUGUUUUCUGCACUUAUAGAUGAUGAAUUACCUGUGCAGGCUGUUCAUCUGUUGUAUUUAUAGUAUUUAUCUAUUCAAAUGUACUCUUUGGAAAAUAAUUGUGAUUGUAAGAUCCUUUUGAUCACUCGUCUAUUCCCAUCGGAUGCGCUUUCUGCAGCAA
Messenger RNA from Oryza sativa Japonica Group (Japanese rice), 1178 nucleotides. RefSeq lists its product as uncharacterized. The record is from RefSeq and is a predicted model, not a curated record. NCBI's taxonomy places the organism in Eukaryota, Viridiplantae, Streptophyta, Magnoliopsida, Poales, Poaceae.